Canis lupus familiaris (dog) is the source of this 2263-nucleotide messenger RNA. It is a transcript of the gene NUP62CL, whose product is annotated as nucleoporin 62 C-terminal like. The transcript is spliced from 12 exons. NCBI's taxonomy places the organism in Eukaryota, Metazoa, Chordata, Mammalia, Carnivora, Canidae. Gene Ontology annotation, biological process: RNA export from nucleus; protein import into nucleus. Bases 523 to 1446 code for a protein of 307 amino acids. The record is from RefSeq and is a predicted model, not a curated record. Gene Ontology annotation, molecular function: phospholipid binding; structural constituent of nuclear pore. Gene Ontology annotation, cellular component: nuclear pore central transport channel; nuclear pore.
AAGGGUUUUCUACCUCCCUCCUCUUGGGUACAGAUGCAGGCUAUGAAACAGUUUAGCUACAGUCUAGAGUUGGCUCUUCAGCAACAGACUGCCCUACUGCUCAUGUCACCUGUCAUCUUGUAUUUUUAGUUUGAUGUUGUCCUGUGGGGCAAGAGGACAUGGGGACCUGACACCAUGCUGAUCUUGCUUGUUCUGCCUGUGCUAAUACCAAAGGCAGAAUUUUCCAGAUAAAGCCUAUGAUUUGCCCACAUCAACUUGAGCCAUUGGGGCCUUCAUACAUAAAGGUAUAGUCCAACGACUAUAAUACUUACUCGCCUGAUCCACCCUCGGUGAGCCUGGGUGAGUAGCAGGCUCACAAGUAGUCUUCGCACACGGCGCUUCAGCCCACUUAAGUGCCGUCUGACUGCUUCUCGGUCCUCAACGGAUCUGACCAACGUCCGUUGGAACCCUCAGGCCACAGUGUUCAGAUUUUUAGGUUUGGCUUCAGCAUCGGCUGCUGACGCCACUACUUGUUCAGGCACCAUGCUGUUUACUUCAACGUCAAAUGCUUCUACUUCUGCUGCUGCUACUGGGCUCUCUUUUGGUGCUCCAGCAACUUCAAUGGGCACAUUUGGUGGCAUAACUUUGGGAUUUGGAUUAAAAUUCCCUGGAGCAGGUGGAGCAGCUCAUACUGCAUCUACUACAGCAUCAACAACGACUACUACCACUGUUACCACGACCACCACUACUACAACCACUAGUGGCUUUACCUUGAACCUAAGGUCACUGACAUCAGCUGGGAUUAAUAACAUUGUUCCAGUCGGUAUUAAUUCUCUACCUUUUACUUCGACUGUUAAUGCAAUUGUAACUCCUGUGAUGACAUAUGGUCAGCUAGAGGGUCUGAUAAACAAAUGGAGCCUUGAUUUAGAAGAUCAAGAGAAGUACUUUCUUCACCAGGCCACUCAGGUCAAUGCUUGGGACCGUACAUUGAUUGAGAAUGGUGAGAAGAUUACUACUUUACAUGGAGAAGUGGAAAAAGUGAAACUGGAUCAACAGAGGCUGGAACAAGAAUUAGAUUUUAUUCUGUCACAGCAGAAGGAACUAGAAGAUCUCUUGACCCCUUUAGAGGAGUUUGUGAAGGACCAGAGUGGGUCUGUGUAUCUGCAGCAUGCAGAUAAGGUGCAUGGGAAGACUUACAGAUUAGCAGAAAAUAUAGAUGCUCAGCUAAAACGAAUGGCCCAAGAUCUCAAGGACAUUAUUGAGCACCUGAAUACAUUUGGAAGUCCUGCUGACACUACUGACCCGCUCCAGCAGAUCUGCAAAAUUCUGAAUGCUCAUAUGGACUCUCUACAGUGGAUUAAUCAGAAUUCAGGCAUGCUGCAAAGGAAAGUAGAAGAGGUAACACAGGUUUUCGAGGAUCAUCGUCGCACGGAGCAGGAAAACCAUAUCAGAAUUGCCUUUGAUUGAAUGACCAUAUCUUCAGCAUCUUGUUCUGGGAUUAUACAUUACCUAAAAAUUGUGAUGAUGUGAAAUGGAGUAGUAUUCACAAUUAUUACUUAAUUUUGGUUGCAAUAGAGUGUACAUGUGGUUGGUUUGGGUUUUUUUCAUUUAUAUAUUGUGCUGUUGAGAAUUAUACUGUAGUUUGGCUCUUAAUAUUAGCAAAUCUGAACUAUAUUAGCCCUCUUGUCUCUAGGCAGCAACCUAAUAGAUGUUGACUCUGUGUGUGUAAUUUGUAUCUUAAACUCUCCUAGAUUCCAUAUUCUACCAGCAGCACACAUUGUCCUUCUUGCUCUGACCAGAUCAUCAAGAAAUGUUGGCCAAGAAACAGAUGCCAACCAGUCUUUACUGGGUGCCUGUUAACUUUCAACAUAUAGUGCAAGAUACUGUGGUCUUUUUCCUCAAAGGAACUUACUGUCUAGUUUGGGAUAUAGUUAGUGCCUGUCUGUAUGAUAACAAUAUAGAAAAUACAAAGGAGUGUGUUAUAAGUUACAGAAGGUAUUCUAUAGAAAUUUGGAGAAGAAGAAAUGUUAGGGUGGAUUUCAGUCUUGAAUUAGGUUAUUUUUAAAAGGGUAAGGUUCAGGCAAUUCAUUUAUUUUUGAUGUACAAAUAACCUACUAUUUUAUUUGGUUUUAGCCUAUGAUUUAGUUGUUGGUUUUUGUGUAUUUUGUUUUUUCAAGAAAAAGCCUUGUUCUUAGCUUGGGAACAGUCUGAUCUCUUGUGUUGCAUGUUUUACCUAAGUCAUAAAUAAAGGUGAUAUUCUAAAAAAUAAAAGUGUAACAUGAAA